Messenger RNA from Chrysoperla carnea, 581 nucleotides. RefSeq lists its product as uncharacterized. Lineage: Eukaryota; Metazoa; Arthropoda; Insecta; Neuroptera; Chrysopidae. Bases 38 to 427 code for a protein of 129 amino acids. The transcript is spliced from 2 exons. The record is from RefSeq and is a predicted model, not a curated record.
AAAUUUUUUAUCAAAAAUUUAAUAUAAAUGCAUCACAAUGGUAUCGAAGAAAUUGUUGAUGCUCAUUCCAAUUGGACAUGCGGCAGUUGAGGUAGUUUUACAUGCAGUUCUAGGAUCAAAAAAAUAUCCUAGAAUAAUUUUUUAUGCACUUGAACUUAUCGCAAUUAUACUUUUGCAUGGAGAUUUCUUAAUAUGUAAUAAAGUACCUUUGUUACGAAGAAGAUCACGACGUAAGCGUAGAAUGGUCUGCGCAGCACAACAGACACGUUCUAUUAUUGUCGUGCCCAGGAGAACAGAACCAUGUGGAUCUAAAAAGUGUCCCGCAAAAUUGGAACCUGCAAUGAGUGUAAGCAGUAUCGAUCUACCAGCAUCAGGUUCUGAAAUGAAAAGUUGUAAGUCAAGAAAACUGUGUGAGGCGGAUAAUUAAUAAUAAACAUAGAAAAUAUAAGAUACGAUGGACAAAUUUAUGAAAACUUCUCAAAUGAAUAUCACUUCCUGAUUUGGAUCUAUAUUAUUCAUCAUUGAAUUGAUGUGGACAUAUUUUCUUUCUCUGAAAUCAUCUGAGAGGUAUCAAAAAUGAA